Messenger RNA from Pipra filicauda (Wire-tailed manakin), 7667 nucleotides. It is a transcript of the gene IPCEF1, whose product is annotated as interaction protein for cytohesin exchange factors 1. The coding region runs from base 5357 to 6646 and encodes 429 amino acids. The record is from RefSeq and is a predicted model, not a curated record. The transcript has 12 exons. Lineage: Eukaryota; Metazoa; Chordata; Aves; Passeriformes; Pipridae.
UAUAUAUAGUUAUAUAUAGUUCUACUUGAGCUGUAAUAUGUAUAACAAAAGCAGUCAAGAGCUGCUGUCAAUAUGUAAUUUCACCAAAUUCUACUGCCCACACUGCUGCUGCAUCGGUUUAAAAUAGUAUGCCCUCUUUCUACUGUUGCCUGCACAAUGCAGACCCAGCUCUCUGGCAAGUCCCUAAACAUCAGUUUUGUCUUCUUUUGUGAUAGUGGUGAGAUUGUGUCAUUCCCAUGGGGCCUCAUGCAGUGAUCCGAAAGCUUAGUUUGGGUUUUUCUGGACUUAGUCCAAAAGUGGAAGGUCAAAUUUAAAAACAGUGUUACUGAACCAGUAUUACUUUGAGUUGGGAUUUCUUUUUUAUACAUACUAAAUAUGAAACAGGGAGGAGCUGUCUGUUGCAUGUACUUUGCCAGAAGGAGGAAAAAUAAGGAUUACAUAUUCAGUGGAGGUAAAAACUCCAGAUCUUUGGGUGUCCUCCAGUUCUUGCCAGUGUGAGAAAUGUGUUUGUUUUAGCAUGACAUAGAAUAGAUGUAAACAUUUCUUUUUAAACCUCUCUGUGUGGCCACCUCAGUUGUUCAGGAUAAUGUAAGCCACUGACUUUCUCCCUUAAGUGGUUAUAGAGUUAGCCCAAUAUAUUUUUUUGGGAGAGGACAAAGAUACCUUUUCUUAGACAAAUACAUGAUUGAUUAACUGGGUAUGGAGACAGAGGAAUUAAGCAUAAAACUAGUGCUGGAGAGUGCUGAUUUAUUGGGAGAAUCCUUGGGAUCAGUUUAAGACUGUGGUUCCUGUUUGUUCCCUGGGCUCUGGUGAGGAUGAACGGCUCACUAUGCAUCUAUGCAGGGUUACAGUUUGGCAGCUAGGCAACAACCAAGGAAUCAGAGAACAGCCCAGUCCAAUUUACUGUGCCAUCUUCAGCAAAGUUGUUUGGGCUUCUUUGGUUUUGAUUUUUUGGUUGGUUGCUUGUUUCCCUUCCCCUGUCUCCAUAAGUGUAGCCCUCCUUCAGUAAAAAUGGGCCAAAGUAGGAACUGUUGAAAUGUACCUGUGGAGCAAACACAACAAGAUCCUGAUGAAGCAGUGGGCUGUGCUUGCUGAUGAGGCCAAGCUGCCAUGUGUUUAGAUGUGCUCUGGGAAUGUCUUUGCAGGUAAUGAGCCUCAGACCUUGUGACUUUUUCUUAGGGACUUUUUUGUUCAGGCAAUAUUUACUGAGAGGCGUAGAAAAUGCCACAGUCUAAACUGAUAUAUGUAUUUAAUGUUCUUUCCCCAAGUAAUCAUGUAUCUCAAUGUUACCUAAUAAUGGGUUUUCCUCUUCCCUCCCCCAUUAGCUGUUUUCAGUACAAAUGUUUCUCAGGAAAUCCUCCCUUAUUUCCAGUGUAAAUGUUAAUAAUUCCAAGUAGUCACAAAUGGACCAUAAUAUUUUAAACUGUAAAAAACAAAAACAAAAAAAACCCAAACCAAACCAACAAAACUUCAAAACCAAAACACAAGAAGAAACACUUUUUCUACCUUGUGAAUAACAACUUUAUGAAUAAUAAUGAAACUAAGGAUUUUUACUCAGGUGAAAGAUCAACCAGACUUUAGUGGCUGCAUCUUGCGUGAUUUGUUUGAUUUUAUUACAUGAUAGUAGGAAGGGAGGCCUGUAGUUCAGAUAUUGUAGAUUCUUGCAGAGCAAGGUGUUUAAAUGUGUCUCCACAGAACCUGACCAAAGGCUUUCUUAGGUGUAAUGCAGCUUCUCAUAAGACUGUCUUCCCCAAGCCCACUGAAUGUCCCAUUGAAUAUGCAGAAGUCUUAAUAUCAUCUGACAUAGUUCUUGACCAUUUGUUUUUGAUAUAAGUUGCUAUAAGUGAGUAGGAUGAGAAGAAAAUACAUGAUGUCCAAAAUUAAUUAUUUCCCUUUCUGUAUGCCCUUCUUCCUCUUUGACAUUCUCCUCCUUACACUAAGGCCAAGGGACUUUCCAGGAAUUUAUUGCACAAACAAAGAACUAUAAAUCCUUUUAAUAUUUAUAGCAUAAUCUAGUUUGUUUUGAUGUCUGAGAUAGUUUUGGCCAGAGCUUUCCAGUAAAAAUAGCACAGCCCACAAGACAGUAUUUCCAAGCUCUUGAUUCUUUUAAGAAUUCCUCUCUGCUUAGUAAACUGUUGGCUUAUACUCUGCUUUGAAGCUGCUUAGACCACCCCAAGCAGUCCUUGGCCUUUUAGGUCCAAACACAUUGGCUUAUCGCAGGACAGGAAGAAAGGUCUGUGUUUUUUCCUUGCUUGGAGUUUUUUAACUCUGGAUUUGCAGGUCACAUUGGAGAGAUGGAUGCAGACCUACCACAGAGGUCUUCUGUCUUUCCCUGCCUGCCCUCUCCUGUUAUCUGUGCAGUGGCUAGGCGGGAUGGAGGGACAAGAAGGCAAGGAGGAAUCCAGAAGCUAAAGUAGCAGCCCCUCUCUUCCCUUCUUCCUGCUUAGGAGAUGAGUGGCAGGCCUCUGAUUCACCUCUCAAAACAUGUUUAGAAAGGUUUUGGUUUUGGUUACAGAGGAGAUGAGUAAUUGUUCAGGUAUGUUUUUAGAAGUAAUAAAGACAGGAAAUACGAAUGUUUAGGAUCAAGUGGACAUAAUUGUUUCCCUCGGGAUGCUGCUUCGUGGGGCUGGGCAUUAACCCUUGAAGCAGCAGGCUCCAUGGCGCCCUCUCCUGCUGUCACUCGGGCAGCUCUGUAGCUUUCUUUCAGGGAUGGGCUGGAUUUUUACUGGCAGCUUUCUGCUGCCUUGUAGUUAAGUAUGGGAUUUCCUUCCUCUCCCAGUGUGGCUUUUUUUGUGAGCUGGGAGCCAGGUGAGACUCUCUUCCCAUUAGUAGGGAGAGAGGAGAGCCUGGUGUGGUGUGUUGGCUCAUACACCUGGUUCUCAUUUCUUGUGGUCCAUAAGCUGUACUUGAUUGCUGUGGUUGUGGUCCCAAUGAGUUGUAGGUCAGAACUAGCUUAAGGGUAUACUUGAAUAGCAAAUGAAUCUGGGACUGGAAAACUAAAAAAAAAACAAAACCAAACAAAAAGAACCCCACCAGAAUAAAAGGCUAAUGUGACAAGAUACAUGAGUUGUUCUUUGAUUUGCAAAGUUUGUUUUCUUCUGGAAGUGUGGGAACAUUGUGGAGGGAUGAAUGUGUUGCACAGUGUUACCGCAGAGGUAACGUGAGGGAGCCGUUGUUUAAAAACCAAAAAGGCUUGGCAGCACAUGAGCUCCAGGUAUGGCACAGGCAAGUUUCACCUGGUGCUGCACAGAGAGGCUUUUAUUAAGGUGAAGUGGACCAGUAAGCUGGGCCUAUCGGAGACAGGCAGUGAGGCAGACACCCCAAGGUGCUCACUCCCUGGUGAAUCUGGCCACAAGAAAUGUGUUUGACAUGCUACUGCCUGGGGCUGGCUGCUGUCCUUGGAAUGGAUGUGGUCUCUAUGUGGGAAAUAAGGCCUCUAGCAGAAUGUAGAAGAGGCUCAGGUUUCAGUAUCAUGACUCAUUUUCCCAGUGGUUGACCAAAGAGCAGAGGGCGUGAUGGGGAGCUGUCGUGAGAUGUACUCCUGUUGCUAUUAAGAAAUGACAGGGAUUGAAAACAUAUAUCACCAGAAAUGUGAAGUUCAGAAAGCCUGGACCACCCACAGUAACCAAAGCACAUGACGUCUCCCAUGGGUCACUCCUGCAAAUGGGAAUUUUUGGUCUAAUUUGCAGUGAAAUAUUUGAUGUUUUCAAAAUGUAGAAGAUUUCGGGCACCCUCUGGUCUCACUGUUUACUGCUCACAUAGCUGACUGUGAGAGGAGACAUCUUGGCAAGGGUGGCCAACUCUGGUAGUGUUGACUCAGGGCAGGAGCUGUGAGGUGAGAGCUGCAUCAAGCGGAUUAGUUUGAUACAAGCUUUUCAGGUUGGAUGUGUGUAACAGAUCUACAUCUUAACAGGAAGUGGAAGUCAGUUAUAAAAUCACAAAAAACGUACAAAAACCAUUAGUGGAAGAAGAGAUGCUGCCAAAACAUGGUUUUCUGUUGCUUUCCAGUAUUCUUGCCUAGCUUGCACCUCUAAGACAAAGUCCCAGGUGGUACCCUAAUGAAAAGUGGCACACUAGGUGACCCCCUUUGUUGUUCAAAGCACCAGGCCAAGCAAUGUUUCUGUUAAUUUUCCUAUAUGUCUUGAGUGACUUCCAGUGAUGACCAGUCCAUUCAGUCUGUUGCCACCUUUUCCUUUUGCUCAAGGUGCCCUUGCUGAGCACCUUAGAGCAGUUUCUGCGUUGUCACACUUGUGUGCGUGCAGAAGGCAGUGUUGUGUUCAACGUGCUUGUGCUGCUUUUAUACUUGAGUAUAAAUAAACAUUUCUGCUAAGUUAACAGGGCUUAGCAGAAGAAGUCUGCAGCACUAAGUCUGAUCCUUCUUUCUACUUUUUGUGUCAAAUCUGGUUAGUUUACUAAGAGCUGUUUCUGAUUUAUGACUGAAGGGGUGAAAUGAAAAUAGGAUGUUGUUGAUGAAGAGGACUCAAGUGAACAUUUGAACAAAUGAGUAAAGGCCAAGGAAAUUAGAGAAGUAAAACCAGGCACUAAUUCUUUAUCUUUGAGCAGUGUUAAACAUAAAAUACACCGAGUAAAUGUGUAUGUGUUUUGCAUUUGUGUGAGUUUAUCUCAGCCUACUCUCUGGAAACUCUUAAGAUUAUUCUCCUACAAGUUUCCAGACAAUGAGCUGCAGGUAACUGUGGGAAACUUAUGAUCAAGCUGCUCCUUAUUGUGCUGCUGUAUUCUGGAAGAGCAGACUUGCAACAUCUGGCUUUUCUGUUCCUUCCCAGCCCUCCCACUCUAAAACCAGUGCACAUCAAGUCAGGUGGCUUUCAAAAUUAUGAGCUUGUCACUAGAUCCUCUUUUCAUUGUCCUGUUUGGUGCAACUUUUGAGAACAAUAUAAAAUGGAUUUUUAAAGGCUGCAGAUGCUGCAGUACAUAAGCACUGGGAGAUGUAACUAUCUACAGGUUUGAGAACUGGAGCCAUUGUAAGGUAACAGAUACACUGCUUUAUUUAAGAUGAAAAGUUGUUCUUCGAAUAAAAAUUGGGUUAUGUACUUGGACUAUUAAAUACACAUUUGUUUCAGAAAUGCACAAAGUGCUAUUUGUGUGCCACUUAGUAAAGUUCACGUGGAAAAGCUGAAUCAUCCAAGCCAUCUGAAUGAUGCACACUAUUCAGUAGUAGUUUUCUUCAGCAGGCAGCUGGUGAUCUCUCUUCCUGUAUUUGGGGCUUGGGUGGGGGAGGAAAAGGAAGACAGGAGUCUCUGUGGGGGGGAGACCUAUUGGUUCAUAUGUGCAAACUUUAUGAUUUUCCUGAGAGAUCUCUAAAUUUGUGCUUUUCCAUUAAGCUUUGAAACCAUUCAUGGAAGCUGAUGGCAAUGUUCUCGUUCCUUUGCGUCAGAAGGCAAAAAAGAAAAGUCAAGGAUUCUUUAUAAUGAGCCGACGGAGGAUAUCGUGCAAAGAGCUGGGACAGGCGGAUUGCCAAGGAUGGCUCUACAAAAAGAAGGAAAAAGGAGCUUUCAUUGGCAACAAAUGGAAAAAGUUCUGGUGUGUGCUGAAGGAGUCAUCACUGUAUUGGUACAGCAGUCAGCUGGCUGAAAAAGCAGAAGGAUUUAUCAGACUUCCAGACUUCAGUGUGGAUCGAGCAAUUGAAUGCAAAAAAAAGCAUGCUAUUAAGAUCAGCCACCCACAGAUCAAGACAUUUUAUUUUGCGGCAGAAAAUGUUCUGGAAAUGAACACGUGGCUAAGUAAGCUGGGGAUGGCUGUAGACCCUCAGGCACCAAACGGGAAGAAUGAGGAAGAAUGUUACAGCGAAAGCGAACACGAUGAUCCAGAAAUAACGGACACGCCACCUCCCCCCUACACAGUCCAGCCCUCACCUCCUCCCUUGCAGGAUCAGCAGAAGUCAUCUUUCACCUCAACUCUGUCAAGUGAAGCAUCUUGUUCUCUCUCCUCUCCUGAAAGCACUUUCAACUCACAAGAGUCAUCAUCUUCCUUGGCAUCCAAAGUGGUUUAUUCUGAAAGGCAGUCCUGGCUUGACCUAGUUAACAGCUCUGCCACAGAAGAGGGUGAUCAGCCUUUAACUUUCUGCGUACAGAUUCAUUCUGAUGAGCCACCAGAAGUAGUCUGUGGAGAAGCAGCAGAAAGCCAGGAAGUCCAGCUUUCCCAACCCAACAAUGGAUCCCAAAACUCUUACUUAAAUGCAGAUGCAUAUUGUCUAGCAGUGCCAGAUGCAACAGGACAGAGAUCACUAGCCAAAGACCAGGAAAAAUAUGAUGAUGAUGAGAUGGAGAGACUUUACAAGUCAUUAGAGCAAGCAAGCCUGUCUCCCAUUGGUGAUCGUCGUCUGUCAACAAAGAAGGAACUUAGGAAGUCAUUUAUCAAACGCAGCAAAAACCCCUCCAUUAAUGAGAAACUCCACAAAAUUCGAAUGCUGAACAGCACAUUAAAGUGUAAGGAACAUGACUUGGCCACAAUUAACCAGUUGCUAGAGGACCCGAAGUUGACAGCACUGAAGUUCAGAGAAUGGAGGAGCACGAACAUCAUGUUGGUCCAAGAUAUUUAUCAGCAACAGGAGAUCCUGAAUGUGUCCACAGAGAAUGGUGAGGAGCAAGAGAUGACUCCACAGCUAAUCACUGAAAGUGCAAUAUGAUCAAUGGUUCAUGGCAAAAUUUUUCUCCACGGGUCUUCAUGUACAGGGACUUUAAUCUGCUGUAUCUUAAGGUUUGAUUUUUGCAAGUGUUCUUCAGAAGAAAAACAACCCCUUCUCCAAACUUUCGAUUUCUCUUGCAAAACUCAUUUCAUUCCAAAAGAGCAAAUGCCCCAAGUUAAAAAUGCAUGCCUGAAUCAUCUGGGCUGCAUAUCUAAGAAGACUAAUGAAGCAGUGAAGAAAUGUUUUUCAGUCUUUGGAGAAGAAAAUUAUGGAUGUCCAGUUCCUGGAAAUCACAGAACUGUGUAAUAUGUCCCAUAUAAAUGUGAGAUCUUUGGGAUUGCUUUAACCAUAUGACUUACCUUUAAAUGAAGCUAAACCAAUACCAACAGGAUGUAGUCUGCUCUGCCUUUUUACCCUCUAAGGUGACUUGAUAUAUGCAUUUUCGUAUCUUCAUUCAUUCACUUUCAUCACUGUACCAGUUUAAACUGAGACAAAUAGAAUAGUAAUUAUGUAUGAGUUUAUACAACAGACAGCCACUGGGCACCCAGUUUGGGCCCUGCCUGAUGUUCUUUGAGUUUCAAAUUUAUUUAUGGUCCAGGCCAAGGCAUUGUCUUUCUACAUGAAGAAAAGGUCUCUUAAUUUUUGCUAACAGGUAAUUUACUCUUCAGUGAGACAAGUUUCAACUUUUCUUAUGAACUUACCAGAAUUCCUUGGAAGAUUCUUUUCCUCUUUCUUAUUUUUGACAAUUGGGAAUAUAUAAGGUACAAGUUUAUUCCAGAGUCUUACUUGGGAAGGUGAUCAAGUUCACAAGGCAGAAGCUAAAUAACUAAAUUCCUAAUGUGGACCUGAAUGUAUAAAACAAAGCUGCAAAUAUUUUUGUAAAUAUAUGUAAUUUUAUGGCUUAUGUGAAUGUGACUGUACUAUAUAUAUGUUUUAUUUAUAUAUUUAUAAUACUUAAUUUCCUAAUAUAAAUAGGCAUGCAUGGACCAAACCCACCCACAUGCAAGUGUGUAUAGGUUGA